AUGUUCGGCUGUUGUAUACCUCGUGAUCAAUCAAAACAAACGAAUAAAAUGAUUAAUGAAGCAUUAGAACGAGAUAAAAAAGAAAUGCACGUUGAAUCCAAAUUACUUUUACUUGGUGCUGGAGAAUCUGGAAAGAGUACAGUAGUAAAACAAAUGAAAAUAAUUUUUAAUGAAAAUGGUUAUACGACAGACGAAUGUCUUCGUUUUAAACCUGUCAUUUUUUCUAAUACAAUUCAAUCAAUGUUAGCAAUUUUACAAGCAAUGAAUCGAUUACAGAUAUCGUUUGCAAAUCCUAUUCGACAGGUAUGCGAAAUAUUUGGAAAGACAAAUGAAACCUGA
Messenger RNA from Rotaria sp. Silwood2, 339 nucleotides. NCBI's taxonomy places the organism in Eukaryota, Metazoa, Rotifera, Eurotatoria, Philodinida, Philodinidae. The record is from the annotation of a GenBank genome assembly.